UUAUUUUGUUAUUAGACGUUGUUGGAGCGUUGACGCUGGAAACUGAUUUAAAUCGGCUAAUAAUAUUAAGUGAACUUGAAAAAGCGCGUCGUCUGGUUGCAUUGGAUAUCGACUGAACGGAAAAUCGUUUGCAUUUAACUCACCCACCAAAAAAAUAAAUUAUAAAGGAAGCUGCAAAUCUUUGGAUCCUAAAAAUGUGCGACGAAGCCGCCGAAAAUGUGGAGCAUCAAGACCAUCAUGUGCAUUUCGACACGAACACGGUGAAGGAUGACUUCGAGUCGGACAGUUGUGUGACAUAUCAGAGGUCGGGCGACACGAUUGUGGUUAGUCUGGGAUUUCUGCAGAUCAAUCACCGCUACCUAAUCGACCUGAAGCUCCCUGCGUCCCUUUUUGGCGAUGCGGGGACGCUGGGCAGCAAGUUUGAGCCGGUGAUCAGCGCCACUCCGAGUCUGCAUUGCAGGAUUACGGAGUUUGCGGGCACCAAACAUGACGAACAUGACUUUUUCGAGAUGAAAAUCGAGUUCUUUGCCUACAAGGAGAAGCUGCUACGCGAAGUCCUUCACAUCGUCAGCUCAUCCAAUGCCAAGGAGCUGCUGCAACUGGUGAUCGCCGCCCGGGUUUUGGGAAAAGGCAAAGGCACUCCCAUGCUGCGCACCGGAAUCCACUGCAUCGGAGUCGAAAGGGAUGAGGAUGAGUCCGAGGCCUCUGAUUUCGCCGGUUUCGACAGCAGACCCUAAACUGGAACCCCUUUCUCGCCUUGCCGCAACUUGUUUUCGUAGUUAAUUGCAGAUAUUUACAUAGUUCUUAAGUAAAAGGGAAAUUAAUAAUAUGUAACGUUAGUUAAUACCUACAUAGCAACCAAUUGUGUAUGUUAAACUCAUUGAGCAUUUACAUUUAAGUUUCGGUUUCAGUUUUGCGUGUUGUACUUAACAUUUGUAAAUUACCCAAGUCCGCAAUUGUCAAGUUUGUAUUGCACGUGAGUGGGCAAACUGCCAGUAAUUCUUUAUUUUUUUAAAACGAUUUUAAUGACCCUGUUAUGUCUACAAUUUUCCAGCAAGAUUAAAAUGGAUUUGCUGUCUGUCCUUAAGUGCAUUUUAAAAGCUAGAUUCAUGACCAUUGCCUCAUUUUCACUCUCCAUAAAUAUAUUAUGUUUAUUAAAUGAGUUGUCUGAUCAAUUUUAUGACGUGUUCUGCGAUAACAGAGUCAAUUCAAUGACAUUUUAAAUAAUGUAUCACUUUUAAAUCAUUAUACCAAUGACUAUUUCUAUGGUAAUCACUAUAGUGUCAAAUUUAAAUGUUAUUUUUUAAUUUCAAUGCACUGUACAUACAUAAAGUUAAAUUUAUUUCCUUUAAACGGCACCAAAAGCAAAAUAUUUUCAAAAAAACAACUAAAGUAAGUAAAGCCUCGAAAAUACACAGAGACCAAACUUCAGACCUUUUUCUAAAUAUAUAUAGAGAUAUAAUACAAUCCAGGCAAUUCAUUAUCCCAAGAGUAUGAAAAACCAGAUGCAAUUUAUUGUGCGACCAAAUCAAGGUGCUCGUAGCCUAAACAUUUAUGCAUUAACAUUAACCGAAACACUUUAUUAAACCUUUUUUAAUAAAACUAGCCCAGAGACAUAUUAGCAAGGGUAUUUUGAUAAUAUAUUCAAGUUGAUAACAUUUUGCACUGUCGAAUGUAUAAAAAGGCACCGUAACCAAUUAACUAGAUUUUGUAAACUUAAAUCUAUAAAAAACUGAUCAUAGAUAACAAUAAACAAAAUAUUGAGCCCAUUAUAACAUAAUACUGAAUACCAUCUAAGUUAAUUAUCGAGAGGCCCCUAGCGAAAUGCUUGGCAGGCCGUUAAUAAAAAUUCGUUAAAAGCCCCAAAAGACUAAAAA
Molecule: messenger RNA, 1877 nt
Organism: Drosophila rhopaloa
Lineage: Eukaryota; Metazoa; Arthropoda; Insecta; Diptera; Drosophilidae
Product: UPF0687 protein C20orf27 homolog
Exons: 2
Coding region: 195-737 (180 amino acids)
Source: RefSeq, a predicted model, not a curated record